Molecule: messenger RNA, 1221 nt
Organism: Coniophora puteana RWD-64-598 SS2
Lineage: Eukaryota; Fungi; Basidiomycota; Agaricomycetes; Boletales; Coniophoraceae
Exons: 11
Coding region: 32-1027 (331 amino acids)
Biological process (GO): negative regulation of gene expression via chromosomal CpG island methylation; protein ubiquitination
Molecular function (GO): ubiquitin protein ligase activity
Source: RefSeq, a predicted model, not a curated record
UGGACUUUACUGUGACUCGUCACUCGCCGCAAUGUCCUCUCAGUAUGAACGGGAGCGCGCAGCAAACAUCGCCCGCAACAAGGCUAUCCUUGCCGCUCUCGAUGUUGGACGACUUCGACCUAAGGUUGAGCCCAAGGAAGGACCCCGCCGGGUUCCCAAAUCUCAGCCUACCAAAAAACGGCAUCUACAGGAAGUAGGCAACAAGGUCCCCUCAGAGGACAGCCCUCGGAAAGCACCUAGGCUCGAAACCGAUGCGGCCGUAGGGACCCGCCGGAGCUCUCGAAACACGGGCAAGACGGUAAAUUACAACCAAGAACAAGAUCGAAGUGUCCCCGCCCCAGUAUCAGAGAAACGUGCAGCACAACGAGGUGGGGGUAUUUAUGGCGGUGACUCUUUGAAGCGCACUCAUAAUCCGAAGACGUACGGUCAUAUCUCUGGUGUCGAAGUUGGCACUUGGUGGGAGACAAGACAGGCGUGUAGCCAAGCUGCUAUCCAUGCCCCCUGGGUUGGUGGCAUUGCUGUGGGUAAGGACGGCGCAUAUUCGGUUGCAUUGUCCGGUGGCUACGACGACGACGUAGAUGACGGUUAUGCAUUCACGUACACAGGAUCAGGCGGCAGAGACCUGAAAGGAACAAAGCAAGCACCGAAGAAUCUCCGAACGGCACCGCAAAGCUCAGAUCAGACCUUUGAGAAUAAUUUUAAUCAGGCUCUGAAAACGUCUCAAGAAACCCGCAAACCAAUUAGAGUUAUUCGAGGGUUCAAGCUGAAGUCUAAAUAUGCGCCAUCCGUAGGUUACCGGUAUGACGGACUAUACAUCGUCGAAAAGGCGUGGAUGGAACCUGGCUUGAAUGCCAAAGGCUGGAAAGUCUGCAAAUUCGCAUUCAAGAGAUUACCCGGGCAGCCUGAUCUACCUGUGCGAGUGUCAGAGGACGAGGUUGAAGGGGAUGGAGACAUUGCUGAAGACGAAGAGGUUGAAGACGAACCCGUUUCUGGGGAUGAAGAGGUUUCAGCUGCCGCCGACGAGUGAGUAGAAAGCACAGUAAAGAGAGGAUUGAGCCAACCUGUAGACUUGCUAAAUUCACGAGAUUAUGUGCAUAGCUGCUGCUCUUACCGGUUGCCAAGUGGAUAUCAGACGUUGUAUAUCUUCACGUUGAUCUCAGCUUUCAAUACCAUAGGGCUCCUGCUUUCGACUUUUAAAAAAUGUUAUUGGCUGCAAACCCC